This is a messenger RNA of Paraphaeosphaeria sporulosa, 879 nucleotides long. RefSeq names its product putative 26S proteasome non-ATPase regulatory subunit 9. Gene Ontology annotation, cellular component: nucleus; cytoplasm. The record is from RefSeq and is a predicted model, not a curated record. Lineage: Eukaryota; Fungi; Ascomycota; Dothideomycetes; Pleosporales; Didymosphaeriaceae. Gene Ontology annotation, biological process: proteasome regulatory particle assembly. Gene Ontology annotation, molecular function: protein binding. The transcript has 4 exons. The coding region runs from base 81 to 770 and encodes 229 amino acids.
CUCCAAACCCCGCAAGCUCACCGUGCCUGGAGCUGGAAAAGAAUCCAACGUCAACACUCGGUAAGCUCAUGGGAAUAUCUAUGGACGAUCUUCACGCACCGACUGUGGCCUCGGGCCCAACGACUGGAGGGUAUUCAAAUGGCGUGUCUAAGGACCAGCUGUCGCUGCAGGAGCUCAUGGCGGAGAAGGACCGCGUCGAGGCAGAGCUCAAAGCUCUUGGACAGGUGCUUGAUUCUCACGGCGUCAACAUGAACACGACCCUCACCACGUUCGACGGCUUUCCGCGCGCAGACGUUGAUGUUGCUCAGAUCCGAACAACGCGCGCACGCAUAAUCCGGCUCAAGAACGACUACAAGGACCUCAUGGCGCGCAUCGAGAAGGGGCUGCACGAGCACCAUGCGCGUCUUCAAGAGCAAGCCCAGAACAACACAGCCACCUCUGCAUUCUCGCUCAGCGCGGGCGGUGCUGCACCUGCGGCGGUAGAAGCGCCUUUCGCAAAGGUCAACAGCGUCGUAGCAGGCAGCCCGGCCGAGACAGCAGGCUUGCAGGUAGGCGACAGCAUAACAAAGUUUGGUUGGGUUGACUGGACAAAUCACGACAAGCUGGCACGCCUCGCGCAGGUGGUGUCGCAGAACGAGGGGCUUCCCAUCAUCGUGAAGGCGCUGCGGCCCAGCGCUGCAGGCCCGGCAGAGACAAUCGAGAUGCGCCUCACGCCGCGGAGCAACUGGGGUGGCAGAGGGAUGCUUGGAUGCAACCUGCUGCCGUUGUAGGGCAGCCUCGGUUUGCGGACGUAGAAUUGCAUAGCAUGGAGUUCAAGGAGAAUGGGCAUGAUAUCCCGGCGCAUGCUACUCUAUCCAUUCCAUAGUAAAAUACGUGUCA